Molecule: messenger RNA, 1082 nt
Organism: Cydia amplana
Lineage: Eukaryota; Metazoa; Arthropoda; Insecta; Lepidoptera; Tortricidae
Gene: thoc6
Product: THO complex subunit 6
Exons: 5
Coding region: 70-1044 (324 amino acids)
Biological process (GO): mRNA export from nucleus
Cellular component (GO): THO complex; transcription export complex
Molecular function (GO): protein binding
Source: RefSeq, a predicted model, not a curated record
ACGCAUAAUAUUUAAAGGAAUAAAUCAAACAGAACAAUCUGACGCUAUUCUUUUCAUAAAAGUAUCACAAUGCUUGAUAAAAUUCUUUAUAACACCGUUUUAUGCCAAACAUUUUCACCUUGCGGUAAAUAUUUAGUGGCCGGUAACAUUUACGGACAAGUAGCUGUAUUUGACCUCGAUAAAAUACUAAAUCCAAUCGUAGAACUCCUUACGUCUGACUACAACAAGCCCAAACAAAUCUAUAAAAUUGAGUCUGGAAAACAAAUAUGCAGCUUGGCCAGUUCAGAGAAUUUUCUCAUUAUUGGAACAGUCAAUGAAAUUACAGGCCGGGAAUGGAAGGCAGCAGUUUCCGGAAAAUGGUCCAAACCAUCAUGGACAAUAACUAUACCUAUGAAGUCCUCCAUGGAACAAUCUGAUGUGAACAGCUUAUGGCUCUCUGAAGACCAGUCCAAACUGUUUGCUGGAUGUGGCGACAACAAUAUUUAUGCUUUUAACCUAGAGGAUGGCAGAUUGGUGACAACAUUUAAGGGUCAUAAUGAUUAUAUUCAUAGCAUACAUGGCAAGGCGCAGCAGCUUAUAUCUGGCGGUGAAGAUGGUCUAGUCAUGCUUUGGGAUGAGAGGACCGGGAAGUCUAAUAACAAACUGGAGCCCCAUGCCAACAGUAAAGUUAGCCGGCCGGAGGUUGGCAAGUGGAUCGGGGCUGCGUCUUUGGGAGAUGACUGGAUUGUAUGCGGCGGCGGCCCCCGCCUAGCCCUCUGGCACCUCCGCUCCCUCGACCCCGUGACCACGUUCGACCUCCCCGACCGCGGCAUCCACGUCGCCUUCUUCCACGACGAUUGCGUAUUCGCCGGGGGCGCCACCAAGCACCUCUACCAACUUUCAUACUCCGGUGACAUUAGGGUUGAACUGCCAGUAUCUGCGACCACUGUGUAUUCGGCGGUGCUAAAGACUAGCCCCAAUGUGUUGGCUAUUGCGGGGUCUAGUCCGGAAAUAGAUCUGUGUACGACGUUUACUUAUAGAGAUCAGGUGCUGCAUUUCCGGUAAGUUGUAAGCAAAGCAGGUACAGAUGCAAAUAAACUAUU